UAUUUUUUAUUUUUUUUUUGGUUUUUUCGAGACAGGGUUUCUCUGUGUAGCUUUGCGCCUCUCCUGGAACUCACUUGGUAGCCCAGGCUGGCCUCGAACUCACAGAGAUCCGCCUGGCUCUGCCUCCCGAGUGCUGGGAUUAGACUCAUUUCUUUUAAAGAUGAGUUUUCCCCUAGUGCAGAAAGCGUGAGUGGGGAAAUCGCGGCCCAGGUCUUCCGGGGGCGGGGACUCCAGAGCAGGAGGGGGGAACCGGACGGCUUCCAGCUGCAGGGCAGACGAGCGCCCAGGUCCCCAGGUCCCCCCGGCUGUCCUCGGGGCCAUGAUGCAGCCGAGACUCUAGGCGACCCCCAGGCGAGGCGCCGACCCACCACGGCGGCACCGGGUGCAUGCCAGUUGUCCGACUAGCAUGCAGCCCGUACCUGCGAGCAUCCCGAGCGGCCGCCGCUGCGGAGCCGCAACCACAGCGCGACCUGAGGACGCGGCGCCAGCCGCUGGUCAUUUUUCUCUAUAGAGAGCCAGAAGAGAAAACAACCAUAGAAGAGAAAGUGCCAAAAUCUCGGUUUGGUUUGUUUUCUUGGCUGUCGUAAGCUAAUUUGUUUAUGAAAAUGCCCAGCGUGUGUAAUCUGAAUAACUGGAGGCGAUGGAUCCGACCCCUGGUCAUACUUACUUAUGUAGUUAGUUAGCAUGCUGAUCUUUCUUACCUUGUGUGUUUGGAAAUCUCAUACAGCAGAGAAGUUUGCCAUGUACUGCCUCGUGCUGUUUUACAACGUGCUGAAGGAAGAGCUCAGCCCUAUAAAACCCGUUGGCAAAUUUCUUUGUGUCAAACUCAUAGUCUUUCCCUCAUUCUUGCAAGCAGUCCUCUUAGCAGUAUUGGUCAAUGUUGGCUUUAUUUCGGAAAAGCAUACGUGGGAAUGGCAGAGUGCGGCGGAAGCUGUGACCACGGGCCUGCAGGAUUUCAUAAUAUGCCUUGAAAUGUUCCUUGUGGCCAUUGCCCAUUACCAUGUAUUCUCCUACAAACCCUACGUGCAAGAGGCAGAGGAAGGCUCUUGCUUUGAUUCUUUUCUGGCCAUGUGGGAUGUAUCUGAUGUCAGAGAAGAUAUUUCCCAACAAGUAAGACGCCUGGGGAGAAAAAUGAGAGGGGAUCAGAAAAAAAAAAAAAAAAAUGUCUUCCUGAAGACCCGGAACAUACCGAACACCAAGGUCAUACAGUUUAUCCAGGUUCAAAGCCAUCCUCACACCUGGGCCAAAGCAACAGUUAAGAUCUGCACACUUGAUUACUUCAGAGAAUACAGCCGCUGCCUCCAAGUCAUGUGAUGAUGACUUUGUCAUUGAUAUCAAAGCAGAACAGGAACUUGCUGAUAAAGGCCAACAUCAAGACUUAGAAGACACAGAUACUUCACAGGAUGCACUUUCUGAGGCCAAGCUAUGUGAAGAUGUAAUGAUUAAUAUCCCAGAAGAGCAGAAGGAGCCCCCUGACUAAUAAACUUAUAUAUUAUCUUAAAGGGAGAACAAUGAAAUGUUAUCCAGAAAAAAAAAAGUUUUCCUGAAGACUCGGAACAUUCUGAACACACAAGUUUGCUUUCCUGAUCAUCACAAGAUGCAGUAUCUGCAGGUUCAAAGCCAUCCUCACUUGCCCCAGGACCAGUAUCAGGGCUUUGGACACACGAUACUUCACAGAAUGCAGCUGCUGCAUCCAAGUCAUGUGAAGACAUUGUGAUUGAUGUCCCAGAAGAGCAGGAACCUCCUGAUACAGGCUAACAUCAAGACUUGGAAGACACAGUUGCUUCAUAGGAUACACGUUCUGAGGCCAAGCUAUCUGAAGAUGUCAUUAUUGAUAUCCCAGAAGGGCAGAAGGAGCCCCCUAACCAGUCAAAGGAUUCUUAAAGCUGCCACAAUCCUCUUUGUGUGUAGGCUCAAGAUCUGGACAGUUCAAAAUGUUGGAAAAAUUCCAAGAUAGGCCAAAACCAGAUAUAAAUACUAUACAUAAUAUACACAUAUGUAUAAUACUAAUACGCACAUGUUAGUAUAUACAUAUUUGUGUAUGUUUUAUAUAUCACAAAUAACAUUUACAUUUCCUACGCUUUGGCUUUUUUAAACUGUUAAGGUGUCAUAUUCAAACAGUAGGUAACAACUUCAGCUGAACACUUGCAUUUCUCAGGAGGAUGGACAUUUGAAAAAAAAAUCAGUGCUGCUUAUCACUGCAUGAAUGUAAUGCUCUGGACUGAAAAUGUAAAUAUAAAAUUAAGGUUAAUUUAAUCAUAAUCAUAAUUAUGUGCCAUAUAGUUUACAUAACUAUACUUCAAUUACCUGCAUUUCAAUAGAUGCAAUACCAUUUUCUGAAACUCUUACAUAGCUUCCUCUUUUCCUCUUUUCUUUUGUCUUUUUUUUUUUUUUUUUUGAGACAGGGUUUCUUUGUAUAUCCUUGGCUGUCCUGGAACUCCCUCUGUAGACCAGGCUUGCCUUGACUCACAGAGACCCGCCUGCCUCUGCUUCCUGAGUGCUGGGAUUAAAGGCGUGUGCCACCACCGCCCGGCUAGUAAGACUUUUUAAUAAAAGUACCAUUGAACAUUU
This is a messenger RNA of Peromyscus californicus insignis, 2571 nucleotides long. Its product is annotated as transmembrane protein 184C-like. Gene Ontology annotation, biological process: transport. The transcript has 5 exons. Lineage: Eukaryota; Metazoa; Chordata; Mammalia; Rodentia; Cricetidae. Bases 685 to 1314 code for a protein of 209 amino acids. The record is from RefSeq and is a predicted model, not a curated record. Gene Ontology annotation, molecular function: transporter activity.